Molecule: messenger RNA, 1836 nt
Organism: Branchiostoma floridae (Florida lancelet)
Lineage: Eukaryota; Metazoa; Chordata; Leptocardii; Amphioxiformes; Branchiostomatidae
Product: UDP-glucuronosyltransferase 2A3-like
Exons: 4
Coding region: 1-1587 (528 amino acids)
Molecular function (GO): UDP-glycosyltransferase activity
Source: RefSeq, a predicted model, not a curated record
AUGGGGUCCGGACAGAAGCUUCGAUGUUCCGCCUUUCUGCUGGUUCUCCUGGGUCUUCUCACACCCACAAGCAGCGCAGAGAAGGUUCUGCUGGUACCUCCGCCAGUGGGCGACAGCCACUGGAUGGCUAUGGCCAAAAUUGGUCGUGCUUUGGUGGAUAAAGGUCAUACGGUCGCGGUCGUGAUCCCACAGGACUUAAUGGUUAAACGCCGGGCAGAGUGGCCCGACUUUCAGUUUGAGGCAUUCCAAGACCAAGGAACCUACGUAAGGCUCAAGGAAAUACAAGAAAAAGGUUUAUCUACGGCUGGGAAAUUGUCUAUCUUUGAGUUUGCAAAUCUAUUCUACGCUAUGUCAGGAGAGUUAAUGAAACACUGUUCUCUACUUCUGGGUGACAGUAAGCUGGAACAUCAACUUAGAGCAUCCCAGUACAGUGUGGUGAUUUCCGACCCCAUUUUUCCUUGCGGCGCUAUCCUCUCAGCCCAUCUAGACAUCCGAGUCCCUCACAUCGCCGUUUUGCGUUUAGAUUUCUUCCUUGACGAAAGAGGUACAGGUGUACCAAUCCCUCUCUCGUACGUUCCAUCUAUAGUUACCGACUUUACCGAUGAUAUGACCUUUGAACAACGAGUUCAGAACGUUAUCGUAUCUACUCUUCUACCAUUGGUGGCACAGUCUAUUGUGAGUAGCGCAUUUGACGGACUGGUCCGUACCUACGUCGGUAAGGAGGAAACUAUUCAGAGCGUGACGUCACGUACGGACUUGUGGCUCUAUCAAACCGACGAUGUGCUGGAUUUUCCUCGUCCCAGCAUGCCCAACAUGGUUCAAGUUGGAGGACUGAAUGUCGGUGAAGCAGCCCCCCUUACCAAGGACAUGGAAGCGUUUGUAAAGAGCUCUGGAGACGAUGGAGCGAUUGUCGUUAGUUUCGGGUCGAUAGUUAAGACGAUGUCGACAGAGAGGCAAGAAGUCUUCGCGGCAGCCUUCGCCCGACUCCGGCAGAAGGUGGUGUGGCGGUACGUGGGAGCGCAGCCGACCAGUCUGGGAAACAACACCAAACUACUGGCCUGGCUACCUCAAAACGACUUGUUGGCUAACCAAAAGACCCGAGCCUUCGUCACUCACGCUGGGUCGAACGACAUGUACGAGGCCCUGCACCACGGCGUGCCCAUGGUCUGUCUGCCGCUGUUCUCGGAUCAGCCCGCUAACGCCGCCCGGGUGGUGGCCAGGGGCCUGGGGGUGAAGUUGGACUUCAGCACGGUCACCUCCGACCAGUUGUACCAGGCCAUUCUUCAUGUCGUCACCAACACAAGCUACCAAGAGACGGCAGCCCGCCUGUCCCGCCUGCACCAUGACCAGCCCCAGUCACCCAUGGAUCGGGCCGUCUGGUGGAUAGAACACGUCAUCAAACAUGGCGGACUGCCUCAUCUCCGCGCACGCGCCGUGGAGCUGCCGUGGUACCAGUACUACCUGCUGGACGUGGCCGCGUUCCUGCUAGCCGUGUGUGCAGCUGUCCUGGGUACCGUGUGGUACAGCUGUUCGUUCAUCUGUAGGAAGAUUUGCUGUAAAGGUGAAGCCAAGCUGAAGUCUCAGUAGAAACUUCAGAUAUAUCGUGAAGUGCACGCAAAUAGUGCUACCCGAUAAGAUGACUUUUAAUCAUUAACUGUGAGGUAAUCCCUUUUCUGUAUACACGUUAAACAAACAUUGCAGAGAUAUAGCAUUUUGACCUUUGGCACGUUAGUCAAGCUGGCGUCAAUUUUGACAAUUAAGCGUCUUUCUCAGUAUUUUGGCAGUCCAUGUCAUCCAGAGAAUGUCAUCCAUAAAAAGCACUUACAGUAGAAUCAA